This is a messenger RNA of Tympanuchus pallidicinctus (lesser prairie-chicken), 3661 nucleotides long. RefSeq names its product enhancer of polycomb homolog 2 (gene EPC2). The record is from RefSeq and is a predicted model, not a curated record. Bases 38 to 2452 code for a protein of 804 amino acids. Gene Ontology annotation, cellular component: piccolo histone acetyltransferase complex. Lineage: Eukaryota; Metazoa; Chordata; Aves; Galliformes; Phasianidae. The transcript is spliced from 14 exons. Gene Ontology annotation, biological process: regulation of transcription by RNA polymerase II.
CCGCCCGGCCCCGGGGUGUUAUUGUGAGGGGGAGACAAUGAGCAAACUCUCCUUCCGAGCCCGGGCGCUAGACGCCGCCAAACCGCUGCCCAUCUACCGCGGCAAGGACAUGCCCGACCUCAACGACUGCGUCUCCAUCAACCGGGCUGUGCCGCAGAUGCCCACGGGGAUGGAGAAAGAGGAGGAAUCGGAACAUCACUUGCAACGGGCUAUCUCAGCACAACAAGUUUUCAGAGAAAAGAAAGAGAGCAUGGUUAUCCCAGUUCCUGAAGCAGAGAGCAAUGUGAACUAUUACAAUCGUUUGUAUAAAGGAGAAUUUAAGCAACCAAAGCAGUUCAUUCACAUUCAACCCUUUAAUCUGGACAAUGAACAGCCAGAUUAUGAUAUGGACUCUGAGGAUGAAACCUUAUUGAACAGACUAAAUCGGAAGAUGGAAAUCAAGCCACUGCAGUUUGAAAUAAUGAUUGACAGACUUGAAAAAGCCAGUUCUAGUCAGCUCGUUACACUUCAGGAAGCUAAAUUGCUGCUAAAUGAGGAUGACUACCUUAUUAAGGCUGUAUAUGACUACUGGGUAAGAAAGCGUAAGAAUUGCAGAGGGCCGUCCCUCAUCCCCCAAAUCAAACAGGAAAAGAGGGAUGGCUCCACCAACAACGACCCUUAUGUUGCCUUUCGGAGGAGGACUGAGAAGAUGCAGACGAGAAAGAAUCGAAAGAACGAUGAAGCAUCUUAUGAGAAGAUGCUGAAAUUAAGAAGAGAGUUUAGCAGAGCCAUAACAAUUUUGGAGAUGAUUAAGAGGAGAGAGAAGACAAAACGCGAGUUGUUGCAUUUAACGUUGGAAGUUGUAGAGAAAAGAUACCAUUUGGGUGAUUAUGGAGGUGAAAUUCUCAAUGAAGUGAAGCUUAACAGACCUGAAAAGGAUAUGAGCACAACUGCAUCCACUCUUCAUAAUGGAAAUCAUCACAAAGUUCAAGAAUGUAAAAUUAAGCAUCCUCAUCAUUCAUCUCUAAAGGAAGAGAUAUCAGAUGUUGUACGUCAGAAGAAGAAAUAUCUGAAGAAACCGAAAAUGGAGUGUGUGGUAACUGCUCAACAGCCCUCUGCUGAGCCCUUGCCUGUUAUCAACAAGAGUGAUAUCAAGCAGUAUGACUUCCACAGCUCAGAUGAGGAUGAGUUCCCACAGGUACCCUCACCAGUAUCAGAAGCAGAAGAGGAAAAUGAUCCUGAUGGACCUUGUGCCUUCAGGAGAAGAGCAGGAUGCCAGUAUUAUGCUCCUCGUUUGGACCAAACUAAUUCUUCAUAUGAAAAUUCAGAAUUGGACAAACUGAGGUUCAGGCAUUGCCUUACAACCCUUACAAUUCCAAGAAGGUGUAUAGGAUUUGCAAGAAGACGAGUUGGCAGGGGUGGAAGGGUUAUAAUGGACCGAAUAUCCACAGAACAUGAUCCUGUCUUGAGACAGAUUGACCCGGAAAUGCUGAAUAGUUUUUCAAGCUCUUCCCAGACUUUAGACUUUUCUUCUAAUUUUUCACGGACCAAUGCUUCCAAUAAACAUUGUGAAAACAGACUGUCCCUUUCUGAAAUACUAAGCAAUAUCAGAUCAUGUCGACUGCAGUGUUUUCAGCCAAGGCUACUAAAUCUACAGGACAGCGAUAGUGAAGAAUGUACCUCAAGGAAACCAGGGCAGACUGUGAAUAAUAAAAGAGUUUCUGCAGCAUCUGUAGCUUUAUUGAACACCAGCAAGAACGGCAUAUCAGUAACAGGGGGUAUCACAGAAGAACAGUUUCAGACACAUCAACAGCAGUUAGUUCAAAUGCAGAGGCAACAACUUGCCCAGCUUCAACAGAAACAACAAUCUCAGCAUUCCUCGCAACAGACACAUCCAAAAGCACAGGGCUCCAGCACCUCUGACUGCAUGUCAAAAACACUUGAUUCAGCCAGUGCCCACUUUGCUGCAUCUGCAGUGGUCAGUGCACCUGCUCCUGGUCGCAGUGAGGCAACGAAGGAACAAACCCCCAGCCACAACAACAUUAAUGGUGUUGUCCAGCCUUCAGGAACCUCUAGAACGUUGUACUCCACCAACAUGGCUUUAUCAUCCAGCCCAGGGAUUUCAGCUGUACAGCUUGUAAGGACAGUUGGCCACACCACCACAAACCACUUAAUUCCAGCGUUGUGCACGAGCAGCCCUCAAACACUUCCCAUGAACAAUUCUUGCCUGACUAACGCAGUGCACCUCAACAAUGUCAGUGUUGUUUCUCCAGUCAAUGUGCAUAUUAAUACAAGGACUUCAGCACCAUCGCCAACAGCCUUAAAACUUGCCACAGUUGCUGCCAGUAUGGACAGAGUGCCAAAGGUAACUCCUAGCAGUGCCAUCAGCAGUAUAGCAAGAGAGAACCAUGAACCAGAACGGCUGGGUUUAAAUGGCAUAGCAGAGACAACAGUAGCAAUGGAAGUGACAUAACCUCAAAUCAGUGUCUCAACCUGUGCUAACGGUGUAGUCAUUUAUAUUCCAACUGAAUGCAAAACACAGCACUCUGUGGAUCACAGAGAACUAAAAUGGACCUAAAUGGACUAUCCUUAUAUCGUGUAUUAAGUCGAUAUAUAAUGUAAAUUUUGUAAAAUUGGGAAAAUCACUACCUUGUAAAAUAGUUUAUUUGUAUCAUCAAUAUUAUUUCUGUUACUUGAAUAGUAGAUAUUCAUCAUCAUGCUUUUGCACUUGAAUUUGCAACUGAAUGGAUUAAAAAAUAAUUCUUUAAUGGGAUCAUGAGCAUGAAAUGGGAUCCUGCAUCACUUGUUUUAACUAUUUAUUUUGCCAUGUUUACAUUUUGUAUCUUGUACAAAUAAAUCCAACUUUGUGUCUAAAAAAAAAAGUUAAAGAUUCAUAGCUAGGAGACAAAAUUCUUGUAAUUUUUUUCUAAAGGAAAUGUAAAGUUUUCACUUGGUUCAUUUUGUUUCACAAUUUGACUAGAUGGACUUUUUGGUAAAUACUUUAGUGGCAUUUCACUGUCAAAUACGAAGUUCAAGGCAAAAUAGUAUUUUCUAUUACUGUGCAGGGGAAAGGGAUGGAUCGAUACAUGCAAAUUUAAUGUAGUAACUCACUUUUCCAUAUAUUUUGAAUGUAUAUUUCUAUUUAUAAUACCAGUUUAUAAAAAAUAAUUACACAGGAAAGAAAAAAAAACCUGACUAGGAAAAUUAUGCAUCUAGCACAUGUAAAAUUGUGCAGAUAAGAGAAAAUUUUCAACCAAUUACAUUUUAUCCGAAGACUGCAUAUUUUAACCGGCUUUAAAACUGUAACACACCACGUAAAGGAUAUUUUACCAGGUAUGUAUUGCAUUAUAUAUCAUUGCAAUAAUUAUUGGAUGUCUAGAUAUCGAGCCAUCCCAGGUGGUGGGGGGGGAGGGAGGGUUGUGGCAAGAUCGUCUUUUCAAUUUUGGAGAGUUUUCCUGUGGCUACAAGGCAAGUAACGGGUUGGAAAAAGUCUGACUGUAAGCGUUGGACACCUUCGUAGUGUAGUGUUUUAGUGACUUUUUUUAUACGGUUCUUGUAAAUUAGAUACGUGUAGUGGUGUUUCAGAAUGUUUGUUUAUGCACUAGUUCAGACAACUUUCCCUGUUACUUGUUCUUGAUAAGUGAAAACUGCAGGGAAAUAAAAAUACAUAUCAAAACAUGGA